Molecule: messenger RNA, 1569 nt
Organism: Danio rerio (zebrafish)
Lineage: Eukaryota; Metazoa; Chordata; Actinopteri; Cypriniformes; Danionidae
Gene: p4ha1a
Product: prolyl 4-hydroxylase, alpha polypeptide I a
Cellular component (GO): endoplasmic reticulum lumen; endoplasmic reticulum
Molecular function (GO): iron ion binding; oxidoreductase activity, acting on paired donors, with incorporation or reduction of molecular oxygen; L-ascorbic acid binding
Source: RefSeq, marked provisional
AUGAUGGGAGUUAGGAGUGUGUGCUGUUUUUUACUCAUCUCUCUGCUAAAGUCUUCCUCUGCUCACAGCGACUUCUUCACUUCCAUUGGUCAUAUGACAGAUCUGUUGUUCACAGAAAAAGACCUGGUGACAUCAUUGAAAGACUACAUUAAAGCAGAGGAGAGCAAACUAGAGCAAGUUAAACAGUGGGCAGAGAAGCUUGAUGCUUUAACAGCCACAGCCGUCCAGGACCCAGAGGGCUUUUUGGGUCAUCCUGUCAAUGCCUUUAAACUCAUGAAGAGACUAAACACAGAAUGGGGUGAAGUGGAAGAUCUAGUGCUCAAGGACAUGUCUGAUGGCUUUAUCUCAAACCUGACCAUUCAGCGCCAGUACUUCCCCAAUGAUGAAGACCAGAACGGUGCAGCGAAAGCCCUCCUCCGACUGCAGGACACAUAUAAACUGGACACACAGACCAUCUCUUCUGGAGACCUGCCUGGUGUUAAUACAGGUCUGCCAUAUAAAAGCACCCUGACGGUAGAGGACUGUUUUGAACUAGGAAAAAUUGCCUACUCUGACGCAGACUACUAUCACACGGAGCUGUGGAUGGCCCAGGCGCUCAAGCAGCUGGAUGAAGGAGAAGAAUCCAGCGUUGAGAUUGCCACCGCUCUGGAUUACCUCAGUUACUCUGUCUACCAACAGGGGGAGCUGGAGAGAGCUCUGGAAUAUACUAAGAGACUGCUUACUGUGGAUGGGAAGAAGGAAUAUCUCCCGGAGAAGAGGAAAUAUGAGAAGCUGUGUAGAGGAGAAGGACUCAAAAUGACUCCUCGGAGACAGAAGCAUUUGUUCUGCCGUUACUUCAAUGGUAACAGACAUCCAUUUUACACAAUUGGGCCAGUGAAACAAGAAGACGAAUGGGACCGUCCCCGAAUCAUCCGUUAUCAUGAGAUAAUAACAGAACAAGAAAUAGAGAAAAUCAAGGAGCUCUCCAAACCAAGGCUGCGCCGAGCCACCAUCUCCAACCCCAUUACUGGUGUCCUAGAGACUGCACACUAUCGCAUCAGUAAAAGGCGCGCCACCGUUCAUGACCCUCAAACUGGCAAACUCACCACCGCCCAGUACAGAGUCUCCAAGAGUGCGUGGUUGGCGGCCUAUGAGCAUCCGGUUGUGGAUCGCAUCAAUCAGCGCAUUGAAGACAUCACAGGCCUCAAUGUCAAAACCGCAGAAGAGUUACAGGUGGCGAAUUAUGGUGUUGGAGGACAAUAUGAGCCCCAUUUUGACUUUGGACGGAAAGAUGAACCAGAUGCCUUUAAAGAGCUGGGCACAGGGAAUCGCAUAGCAACCUGGCUCUUCUACAUGAGUGAUGUAGCAGCAGGGGGAGCCACUGUCUUUCCAGAAGUAGGAGCUGCAGUAAAGCCACUGAAGGGCACCGCAGUGUUCUGGUAUAAUCUGUUUCCCAGUGGAGAAGGAGAUUACAGCACGAGACACGCAGCCUGUCCAGUACUGGUGGGAAACAAGUGGGUGUCAAAUAAAUGGAUCCACGAGCGAGGUCAGGAAUUCAGGAGACCCUGCGGCCUGAAAGAGACCGACUGA